Molecule: messenger RNA, 657 nt
Organism: Penicillium mononematosum
Lineage: Eukaryota; Fungi; Ascomycota; Eurotiomycetes; Eurotiales; Aspergillaceae
Exons: 2
Coding region: 1-657 (218 amino acids)
Source: RefSeq, a predicted model, not a curated record
AUGGCCUCAGACGAAUACCCACCUUACAUCCCGAUGCCCUCGCUCGGCCACGAGCUAGGGCUAAUGUUCGGCUUCUUGUCUCUCUGUAUAGUGGUUAUGGGUGCAUAUGUUGCUCUCUGGCGUGUAUCCCAAACCCGCCUAGACGCCCAAGACCUCGCCCGCCGCAAAGCCUUCCGAAACAAGAACCCAGCCAUAGGAACAACAACUUCCAUAACAGCAGGCCGAAGCCCAAGUCCUAUUAAAAACACAACAGUCACCCCAACCCUCAAAACAGCCGCACAAGAAAAAAUGCUCGACCGCGUCGUCCUGCCCGAGAACCGUGCCGAGCUACCAGUCCACGGGAUGGAGAUGUACGCGACGAAGGGGAAUGCGAGCACAUCGCAGAUCAGGAGUCCGCUUGGUCAGUCUAUGCUUAGUCCUGUUAGCCCUGUCAGUCCGCUUGGGAGUGGCGGGCUUGCGGGUAGGGCUGUUGGUUCUAUUAGUCCGGUUGGGGGUGGGAUUGCGCUUGAGUCUAUUGUUGGGAUGGCGUUGGAGGGGGGAAGGAGUCUGGGUCAGGCCCCUUUUCGUGAUGGAUUUCGGUCGGCGAGUCCUGCGAGGAGGUUUGGGAGUGGGAGUGGCCCGGCUGUUGAGAUUGGGCCUGCGCCUAGUCGGGAGUAG